GCUCCCCCGCGGAGCGGCGCGGGGCGGUGACGUCACUGGCGAGCGCCGCGAUGGCGGCGCCGAAGGUGAAGCAGGACAUGGCCCCGCCGGGCGGGUACGGCCCCAUCGACUACAAGCGGCACCUCCCGCGCAGGGGCCUCUCAGGGUACAGCCUGUUCGCCAUCGGCGUCGGGAGCCUCCUGAUGGGCUAUUACACCCUCAUCAAGUGGAACCGCGAGCGCAGGCGGCUGCUGAUCGAGGAGCUGGAGGCUCGGAUCGCGCUGAUGCCGCUGCUGCAGGCGGAGUCUGACCGCAGAACCCUCCGGAUGCUGCGGCAGAAUUUGGACGAGGAGGCCAAAAUCAUGAGGGACGUUCCCGGCUGGAAGGUGGGCGAGUCGGUGUUCCACACGGAGCGCUGGGUGCCCCCCACGCUGGACGAGCUCUACUACCUGCGGCCCUCGGCCGAGAUGGACAACGCCAAGUUCGGGCUGCAGUACUACGUCUGAGAGCCGGCCCCGCCCCGAGCUGUUUUCCCCAUCCCGGCCCCUCCCGGGCUCCUCCUUCCCUUGUUCCGGCACUUCCCGGGUCGUUUUUGCCCAUCCCGGCACUUCCCAGGCUCCGGGUGCCGCCUGUUCUUAAGCCCCGUUAUUAAACCACGUGGAUCCCGUG
Myiozetetes cayanensis is the source of this 648-nucleotide messenger RNA. It is a transcript of the gene NDUFA13, whose product is annotated as NADH:ubiquinone oxidoreductase subunit A13. Lineage: Eukaryota; Metazoa; Chordata; Aves; Passeriformes; Tyrannidae. The record is from RefSeq and is a predicted model, not a curated record. The transcript has 5 exons. The coding region runs from base 51 to 485 and encodes 144 amino acids.